This is a messenger RNA of Ipomoea nil (Japanese morning glory), 672 nucleotides long. RefSeq lists its product as uncharacterized. Gene Ontology annotation, molecular function: nucleic acid binding. The record is from RefSeq and is a predicted model, not a curated record. NCBI's taxonomy places the organism in Eukaryota, Viridiplantae, Streptophyta, Magnoliopsida, Solanales, Convolvulaceae. Bases 1 to 672 code for a protein of 223 amino acids. The transcript is spliced from 3 exons. Gene Ontology annotation, biological process: DNA integration.
AUGUCGAAGAUUGCUCGGACUCUGGUGAUCCCCAGGCACAACAUCCACCGAUUGCCGGCCGCACCCAUCCAACCGGCGGAGGACACAUGGAUCACAGAUCUGAUGGAGUACCUCGAGCACGGUCGGCUCCCAGACGACCCCCAACGUGCUCGGAAAUCCAAGCUCAGAGCUCCUAGGUUUCAGGUGCAAGAUGGUCGUCUGUAUAGGCGGUCGUAUGGUGGCCAUCUCAAGCGUUGCUUGACUGCGUUUGAAGCUGAUUUGGUUAUGAAGGAAUUGCAUUCGGGCAUCUGCUCGUCACAUCAAGGAGGCCGAUCGUUAGCUCGCCGUAUCAUGCUGAUCAGCGACAACGGCCGCCAGUUUGUAAGCCAGUACUUCCAAAACUUUCUUGCCACGAUCGGGACAACCUCCAUCCGGUCAUCAGUGGCUUAUCCCCAGGGAAAUGGACAGGUCGAGAAUGCUAAUCGGAUGAUUCUGGAAGGUCUGAUGAAGAAGUUGCACUCCGCCGGUCGUAGCUGGGCCGAUGAGCUCCCCUAUGUUCUUUGGACUUAUCGAACGACCCCGAAGGAGGCAACUUUGGAGACUCUUGUGGGGGCUAGGGUGAAGGAAGGAAGGAAAUCCAAGGGCCAGGCGAUCGGGAAGACCCAAAAUGGACAGGCCGAAAAACUUUUUUGA